Molecule: messenger RNA, 3528 nt
Organism: Penicillium egyptiacum
Lineage: Eukaryota; Fungi; Ascomycota; Eurotiomycetes; Eurotiales; Aspergillaceae
Source: the annotation of a GenBank genome assembly
AUGCGAUUGUUCGUGGCUUGGGUUACGGCUCUCCUGCUCUCCUGCCGAGUGCAGGCAGCGGCUGUCUUUGCUCAUUUCAUGGUCACGAAUUCGGCCAAUUAUACAUCCAGUGAUUGGGAAAAUGACAUGAAAUUAGCACAGGAUGCGCACAUUGAUGCCUUCGCCCUGAAUAUGGCUUACAAUGAUCCCACGAACAUGAAAGCUCUCGCUGCUGCCUUUGCGGCGGCAGACUCUGUCGGCUUCAAACUUUUCUUCUCGUUUGAUUAUGCUGGCAAUGGAGACUGGCCGAAAAACGAUGUUGUCGCCUUGAUCACACAGUACAGUGCUCAUUCAUCGUACUUUUUCUACAAGGGAAAGGCCUUUGUUUCCACAUUUGAGGGACCAGGUCGUGCUGAUGACUGGCCUUUGAUCAAACUUGCUACCAACUGUUUUUUCGUUCCAAGUUGGUCCUCCCUUGGAGCUAAGCCCGCUGUGGAGACAGGUGUUGUGGAUGGUCUCUUUAGCUGGGCUGGCUGGCCUUGGGGCGAUGAAGAUAUGAACACCUAUAUCGAUGCAUCCUACAUCCAGUACCUGGCUGGCAUGCCGUACAUGAUGCCGGUUUCACCUUGGUUCUUCACUAACUUGCCGGGGUAUAAGAAAAACUGGAUAUGGCGAGGCGAUCACCUUUGGCAUGACCGCUGGCAGGAGGUCCUUUAUGUGCAGCCCGAGUUUGUUCAAAUCAUCUCAUGGAACGAUUAUGGCGAGUCGCACUAUAUCGGACCCUUGUAUGAGAAAGCGAUGGAAGCAUUUGAGAUUGGACAGGCCCCGUACAACUACGUCACUGAUAUGCCUCACGACGGUUGGCGAAACACUCUACCCUACUUCAUCGAUAUGUAUAAGAAAGGAUCGGCAGAGGUGACCCAGGAGAGCAUUAUUGCCUGGUAUCGACCGGCUCCUGCAGCGGCUUGCAGCAGUGGAGGCACUAGUGGCAACACUGCCGCGCAGUUGCAGAUUGAAUUCCCUCCGGCAGAAAUGGUUCAAGAUCGAAUCUUCUUCUCCGCUGUUCUGGGCUCUUUCUCUGGAGCCGUGGUCUCAAUUGGGGGGAAUGCCGAGACGGUCGGCUGGUCAUCUGUCCCAGACGAUGAUGUUGGUGUCUACCAUGGCAGUGUCGCCUUUGAUGGUCGCACUGGACCAGUCACGGUGUCUUUGAUGCGAGGUUCCACUGUGAUUACCACGAUUGAGGGCAAAGCCAUCUCUGGAAGCUGCACGGAUGGCAUACAGAACUGGAAUGCCUGGGUAGGUAGUGCGACGACAGGGAGCACAGUGUCUGCCCGAACAAAGGUCGAACUUUCUGACCAAAAGUGUAUGAACGGGACUGGCGCUUCCAACUUUGCCGGUCUCUGUGAGUUCGCCUGCACAUAUAACUACUGUCCUCUGGGAGCUUGCACCUGCACAAAAAUGGGAAUCGGCCAUAAAAAGCCGAACUCGACCGGUGUGCUAGGAUAUCCGAUCGCAGGAGAGGGUGCAAGCUACAGUGGACUUUGCAACUUUGAUUGCAAUCUCGGAUUAUGUCCUCCCUCAGCAUGUGGUACCGUGGAGGUCCCCCUGUCAACGCCCUCCGUCUCGCCAUUCUUACCUCCGGCAUGCACUUCAGGCACUGGCGUGGGCAACCUCGGUGGCCUUUGUGACUUCGCCUGUACUCACGGCUUCUGCCCAAUAAACGCCUGCACGUGUACAGGGCAGGGAGCAGUGAAUGUCAUGAGCCCCACGACCGAUGUCACGGGCGAGGCUGCCCCCGGGCAAGACUCAGCCGUCUAUGGUCCUUUGUGUGAAUACACCUGUCAGCGCGGGUACUGUCCCGAAGGCGCCUGUGUAGAGCAAUCUGGAAGCUCCACUGGAUCGGGGUCAGGCUCUGGUUCUGAUAGUGAUAGUGACAAUCUUCAUGUUGCCGCGUCUGUUGCCGAUACAAAGUCAGGCUCUAACAUUGUCACUGGUGUGGGUCCGCUGAAUAUCAUUGUCGCUCCCUCCACCUUAACUUCCACGACUACAUUCUCUAUCGAAUCUUUGGUGACUCCAAUCGAGGUGGCCUGGACUACAACCAAGACUGUGACCAUUUCGGGGCAGCCUACCGUCACUACUACAGUGACUCGCACUGUGCAGACGACGACCUUUGCUAUACCUGAGAUCAGAACGACCCAAAUCCCAUGGUGGAAUUGGAACAUCACCGCAACCAACGUCAAAGAUACUUCCACAACACUGUUCCCUAGUUUUGCACUAGAUCCAAUCGUGUUCGCCGAUAAACCAGACGUCCCGGAUAUGACAUAUACCGCGACAGCCAGCCGUACUUUGUAUCCGCCUCCCUGGCCUUGGUCCACUUCUUCUUUGCCUGUGGUAGUUCCGACCCCUACCAUCAAAUUCACUCAGGGUGGUCCCUCAGGCCCUACCUGUACAUCUGGAUGUGGGACGAAGUGUACCUCCUUCUGUCAUACACCGUGCUUGCUUAACUGUGAUGACCCCAAGGCUCAUGAAAGCUGGAAGGACCCAGCGGAUCCUGAUCCUCCUGCUAGCCAUUCCAAGUGUACUGGCCCUGAAUGUCAGAACGGAGAGUGCACUGGCUCCAACUGUCAGAAAAAAGGAUGCACAGGCUCCGGAUGUGACAACGGCGUCUGUCUCGAUGAUUCGUGCAAGUAUUCUGGUUGUAUUGGCGGUGACUGUGGCUUGGAUGGAUCCUGUGACGGUCCUGAUUGCAAAACAGUAGGCUGCGAGGGCGCCGACUGCAACAAAUCAGGCGGCUGCUUUGGAUUCGAUUGUAUUUCUAUCGGAUGCAUCGGUAUCGAUUGUACCAGCAGCACAGGGGAAUGCACCGGGCCAAAAUGUCAUAUGGUCUCUUGCACUGGUCCCAAUUGUCAAGAUGGAGUGUGCACGGGUCCGGGCUGUGAAUCAGAAGACGACGACUGCGAGGCUAGAGAGGCUGAUGUCUGCACUGAAACUGUCUACUCGACCAUCGUCACGCCCGCCUCAACAUAUACAACCGAAACCUCUACCAGCUGUGAGACCAUUACUGCUUGCAGCGCUGAGGCUUCAACCACCACCACCACGAUUGAAGAAGAUUCAAUCACUGCUUGGGUCGGUUAUUACAAUCCUGAUGACGCUUUAGACACCUCGGCCGCUAGCAGUUUAUCGUCUUCCAUCGAAGCUAUGUUUUCAUCGAUCUACGCCACUACAACCACAACCUCGACCACUUCCAAGCCCUCUACAACGUCUACGAAACCCACCUCUGUCCCGAUUGGAGGCGAUUGUGGUUCUAGUGCCCAGUGCAAGGGUGACUGCCCCAAAGGCAAGAUCCUUCAAUGCGCCGAUUAUGGCGGCGGCCCAUCGUGCACUUGCAUCACCGACCAAAAUGUCCCGCCUUAUGGGACAAUGUGCCAGAGACUCAAGGAUUGCACAGAUGCUUAUUACUGUGCGCUUGGGGACAGCAUGGUGUGCGAGGAACGGGACUAUUCCAACGGCGAGCCGGUCUGUCUUUGUAUCAAAGGGAGUGGCAGUUGA